Nilaparvata lugens (brown planthopper) is the source of this 2593-nucleotide messenger RNA. RefSeq names its product cytochrome P450 307a1. NCBI's taxonomy places the organism in Eukaryota, Metazoa, Arthropoda, Insecta, Hemiptera, Delphacidae. The record is from RefSeq and is a predicted model, not a curated record. Bases 705 to 2267 code for a protein of 520 amino acids. The transcript is spliced from 7 exons. Gene Ontology annotation, molecular function: iron ion binding; heme binding; monooxygenase activity.
GCCGCGGACGGUCAAUCGACAAUCGUAGUCAGACAGUGACACAACUCGUGUUAGCUCCGCAAUCGGUGAAGUUGGUCUCAUAGUUUCAAUCGGAAAACGUGAUACACCACGCCAAUGGUCUCUAUUUAGACAUCUACUAAAUUUGAUCUCUUGAUUUUAUCGAUAAGUGCUACUCUCUUCGACAAUGGUCUCUCAUUAGUCUUCAAAAUUAGGACUCGGUUUAUUCUCUUGAAGUGCUAAUCCUUUUCUCUAUUUAGCCCUCUACUAAAUUUGCUAUCGAUUUAGUCUCUUGAUUUUAACGAAAGGUGCUAAUCCUUGUCUCUAUUUAGCCCUCUACUAAAUUUGCUCUCGAUUUGCCCAGAUUUUAUCGAAAAAAGUGAUUUCAACUCUACCAAUUUUCUGUAUUUAAUCUUCUACUAAAUUCUCCCACAUUAGCUUCUAGUAUUGAUUCUAGUAAGAUACUUUACUUCUCUAGUAAAGAUAUUAGUUCAAACUUUACAUCCUAGUUGUUAGUUUCAAUUGGAAAAAGUGCAAAUAUCUCCCCAAUGAACACUUAUUAAUCUAGUUUUUAUCGCAGUGAUCAACCGCGUCAAUGAUCUCUAAAUAGUCAGAACCAAUUCUUCGCCAAUGGUAACUAUUUAGUGAGCUUUAUCUAGUUUUUAUCGGGCUCGAUAAUUGUGCGGAAAAUCUGGUGAUAGAGAAUCAUGUCGGCGACUACUGUUGUUCUUCUUCUGCUCUCCACUAUCCUGGCGUUGAUCAGGGUUUUUGUGAAAGGAUUUGGCCACAGUUUUAAUGGAGCCCAGAAGCUGUCCCCUUUUCCGACGUCCCCCAAGCGACGCAUGCCAGGCCCCACGCCCUGGCCACUGAUAGGCGAUCUGCCGCGUCUCGGCGCUACAGAGAGUCCCUUUCAGGCAUUCUCGGCGCUUUCCCGCGUCUACGGCGAGAUCUACCGUCUGCGACUCGGAACAGCUGAUUGCGUCGUGGUCAGUUCGUUCCGCCUCAUCAAGGAGGUCCUCAUUUCCAAGGGCGCACAUUUUGGAGGGCGUCCCGAUUUGUUGCGGUUCCAUGCGCUGUUCGGAGGAGACCGCAAUAAUUCCCUUGCCCUAUGCGACUGGUCUUCGCUGCAGAAACGGCGUCGCGGAAUCGCGCGUACCUACUGCUCCCCCCGCUUCGCCUCGUCCAACUACGAUCAGCUGGACCGAGUGGCCAAUGAGGAGGCAGAGUGCUUCAUCCAGCACUUGGACACGCACGUCCAACACAACGCGGAGAUCCACAUUAAACCUCUGCUCCUGGCUGCUUGUGCCAACAUGUUCUCCAGCUACAUGUGCAGUACUCGAUUCCAGUACGAGGACACCGGCUUCAGAAACAUGGUACGACGUUUCGACGAGAUCUUCUGGGAAAUUAACCAGGGUUACGUGGUCGACUUUCUGCCCUGGUUGCAGCCGUUCUACGCUCGCCACCUCGACAAGCUGGCCGGCUGGACUAGAGACAUUCGCCGAUUCGUGCACGAGCGAGUGGUCGAGGAACGCGUGCGACCGACUACCACAAAGGACGGUGAACAGACCACAAACAGCAGCGCAGAAACGGAACCUAAGGACUUCACAGACGCACUUCUGGCUCAUUUGAAGGAAGACCCCUCCCUCGGCUGGCAUCACAUUCUCUAUGAGUUGGAGGACUUCCUCGGAGGUCACUCGGCGGUCGGAAACCUCGCCAUGCUUGUGCUCACUGCUAUCGUCAGGAAUCCUCAGGUUGGUAAGAAAAUCCAGGAAGAAGUAGAUAGAAUCACGAAGGGAACAAGGAGCAUAAAUCUGUUCGACAAAGCUGAUAUGCCCUACACAGAGGCCACCAUACUGGAAACACUCAGGACCACAUCUUCACCCAUUGUUCCACACGUUGCUACACAGCAUACAACAAUUGCCGACUACCCAGUCAAGAAAGGCACAAUCGUCUUCCUCAACAACUACGAGUUGAACACAGCAGCCGAGUACUGGGAAGCGGCCGACGAGUUCCGACCGGAACGGUUCAUCAGCAACGAGGGACAAAUUAAGAAACCAGAGUUCUUCAUUCCGUUCAGCACGGGAAAGCGCACAUGCAUUGGACAGAAACUGGUGAACGGAUUCUGUUUUGUGCUCAUCACACGGCUGUUGCAGCACUACGACAUAGCAGCUGUGGAUUUGGACCUGAUUGACACGAGGCCGGCGUGUGUUGCCUUGCCUCCCGACUCAUUCCCACUCAAGAUCACGCACAGGGCUAAGGUUGUCACGUAGUAGUACCGACUGUCACUGAGUCAGUCACACAUUGACUCAGUCACUGACUCUGUCACAAUAUCGGUCACUGACUCUGACACAAUAUCAGUCACUGACUAGUCUUGUAAUCCUGCUAAAGUCACUCUUAGUGCCGGUUGCACAACAGCCGGUUAAAUUUUAACCGUGAUUAAUUUCACGAGAACCAAUCAGAGAAGCCGUCUUUUCAAAAACGCUUUCUCUGAUUGGUUCUCGUGAAAUAUCUCACGGUUAAAAUUUAACCGGCUGUUGUGCAACCGGGCCAUAGGUCUCAAGUUGUCAUGUGGUUUUGGACUCAGACACAUUAUCAG